AUGGACCAGUGCGUAGACUAUGACGACUGGGUCGUAGAGACCGUCGGCCAAUGGGGAUAUCCAUACAGCGGUUGCUCGGAUAUAGCAGGACUUUGCCUUCAGCCUGAGCAGAACUACUGGCUGUCGCACGUGUGCUGCGCCACCUGCAGCACGACCACCUGCGAAGGAGACGACGACGCCUCGGCAUCGCUUGCAACAGGGGCCAGUGGCUGCUAUGAGGCCAUGACCUGGGGCUGGUGCGAAGAUUUUCAGUUUUACCACACUUGUUGCGAUACGUGUUCCAAGUGCGACUGCGAUGAUAAUUGGGAUCCAGUCUGCGGGUACGGUGGCAUGACCUAUUCGAACUCGUGCGAGGCCGAUUGCUACGCGAAUGGCUACGAGUAUUGGGGGGAAUGCGCAAGUGAAUGUGACUGCGAGGACAACUGGGAGCCGGUCUGUGGAUACGAUGGCAUGACCUAUUGGAACUCGUGCGAGGCCGAUUGCUACGCGAAUGGCUACCAGUAUUGGGGGGAAUGCGAAAGUGAAUGUGACUGCGAGGACUACUGGGGCCCGGUCUGUGGAUACGAUGGCAUGACUUAUUCGAAUUCGUGCGAGGCCGAGUGCUACGCAAAUGGCUACCAGUAUUGGGGGGAAUGCGCAAGUGAAUGUGACUGCCUGGACACCUGGGACCCGGUCUGUGGAUACGAUGGUAACACCUAUUCGAUUUCGUGCGAGGCCGAUUGCUACGCGAAUGGCUACCAGCACUGGGGGGAAUGCGCAAGUGAAUGUGGCUGCCUGGACACCUGGGACCCGGUCUGUGGAUACGAUGGCAUGACCCAUUGGAACUCGUGCGAGGCCGAUUGCUACGCGAAUGGCUACCAGUUCUGGGGGGAGUGCGCAAGUGAAUUUGACUGCCUGGACACCUGGGACCCGGUCUGUGGAUACGAUGGCAACACCUAUUGGAACUCGUGCGAGGCCGAUUGCUACGCGAAUGGCUACCAGUACUAG
Prorocentrum cordatum is the source of this 987-nucleotide messenger RNA. Lineage: Eukaryota; Dinophyceae; Prorocentrales; Prorocentraceae. The record is from the annotation of a GenBank genome assembly.